AUUGCUUCUUAUUUAUUUUACGAUGCACCGACACACCAUCUUCACUAAAUUUCACAUAAAAUCUCUCGAAUUACGUACUUCUCUCGAAAUCACGCGUACUACAAACGGUACAAACUGCAAUUCUUUCAGAGAAAAGGACACAACCAACAUACAGCACAGUGCGACAAAGAUGCAAUCAUAACAGUUGUAGUAACCUGAUAUUAUCAAACAUUUAAUUUUUCGAAGUUGAUACACCUGGGAUCUGAGCGGUAUUCGAAGCGAAAAAGGGGCGUGGUUUGCGGAUUUUGCACACACCAUGGGUGCGUUCCGUUUCACGCAUGGAUUGCAUGGGACGACAACGCAUCGCAUGAGCGCAUGAGCUUGUUCCGUUUUUCCUAUUGCUUUUAUGCGCAUAGAAAAACGGAACGAAUUCAUGCGCACAGCUACGCGCUGUUUUCAAAUAAAUAUGGCGAAUGAAAUGCCGGUUGAUAAUGUGCUUUCUGUGGUUGCUUCUGUUAUUUGCAACCAGCUUGAUGAUUAUGAAAAAGAUGACAAAACUUCUUCGUCAUCUAGCAGCAGUGAAGAGAAUUCUAGCGAAGAAGAUGAUAUAUGCACAUUGUAUGCCAUAUUGAUGGUGAGUGAGACGCGGAGUGAAACUUUCCUGAAAGAAAAAUUAAAUGAUUAUGUGGAACAAGUUGUUCCAGGAUAUUCUAAAAUAAUUUUUAAAGAACAUUUUAGAAUAUUUCCAGAGACAUUUCAAAUAGUUUUAAGGUUUUUAAGGCCUGCUUUAAAUGUCACAAAUACUCGUGGAAGGAAACAAAUAUCUCCUGAGAAACAGUUUAUGAUAACUUUAUGGUUCAUGGCCAGAUUCAUAUCGGUAUUCGAUUAUGUUGAAACCACUAAAAGAAAUAAUAUAGUAUUGCAACUAUCUGUAUGCGUUAAAUUUGGUGUGGGAAAAGGCUACUGCAUUACGCGCUGUGAGACGUGUAACAUACGCCCUCCAUUGUCUAGCACCACGUUUUAUAAAAUGGCCAAGAGAAGAGGAAGCUACUCGUGUUAUUGAAGAAUUUCAAAAAGCAAAAGAUUUUCCAGGAGUCAUUGGAGCUGUUGAUGGCUCUUUUAUACAGAUACGAGCUCCUCAAAAAGAUGCAGCUUCCUACAUUUGUAGAAAAAAUUAUCAUGCCAUUCACCUUCAAGCUGUGUGUGAUGCUCGAAGUCUAUUCACACAUUGCUAUGUUGGCCAUGCAGGAUCUGUGCAUGAUGCGCGAGUUUUUAAGAAUUCUCCUCUGAUUUCAUCCAAAGGCCAGAUGAAUAUUUUCCUUCAGAUUCUCAUAUUAUUGGAGAUGCAGCAUAUACACUUCAUUCACAUUGCAUUGUACCGUUUAGAGAUAAUGGACACCUUACUACAAGGCAAAAGAAUUUCAAUUAUUGCUUAUCAUCUACUCGCAUGGCCAUUGAAAGAGCCUUUGGACUUUUGAAAGUAAGAUUUCGAAUUUUACUCGACUGUUUGCCUCUGACUGAUAUCACUAAGAUACCACAAUUUAUUAUUGCAUGCUGUGUAAUGCAUAACAUCUGCAUACAACAAAAUGAUCAUGUUGACGUUAUUAUCUGUCCCAACAAUGAAAAUAUUGUUCCUAAUAUAGCAGCAAAUAUAGAUUUGGGUAUCCUAAAGAGAACAAGAAUUAUGAACGAAUUGAGGAUGAGACUUGAAAAUGAAAAUAAUUAGCAGUUAUUAUGACAUACACCGUGCACAUUUCAUCUUUUUCGCUAAAAUUCUUUUCACUGUUACUAAACGACGAAGAGGUUUUGUCAUCUUUUUCAUUAUCAUCAAGCUAGUAGCAAAUAACAGAAGCCACCACGGAAAGCAUAGAAACAGUCUCGUUUGUUUAGGAAUGCCUAUUCAUUUAAGUUGCACGCGUAUCGGAGCAUAUUCAACAUAUUUCUUUUUAAUUAUUUACUACUUUAACACGGCCCAAUUUAUAUCCGAAGCAUGCGUUCUAAAUAUACCUCUGUGUGUACAAUUAUUAAAAGAGUUCAUAUCAAAAGUAAUUAUAAAAAGAAAAUAAAGUUUUAAAACUUUAUUUUUUUUUAUAAUUAUAUGUUUGAUUACUUAUUGUACAGAUUGCAUUAAGCAAUCUUGUUUGUUUAUAUAUACAAUUAUAAAAAGGUAAUAAAGGUUUUAAAUAAA
Solenopsis invicta (red fire ant) is the source of this 2167-nucleotide messenger RNA. RefSeq names its product putative nuclease HARBI1. The coding region runs from base 386 to 1042 and encodes 218 amino acids. The transcript has 3 exons. Lineage: Eukaryota; Metazoa; Arthropoda; Insecta; Hymenoptera; Formicidae. The record is from RefSeq and is a predicted model, not a curated record.